This is a messenger RNA of Leishmania braziliensis MHOM/BR/75/M2904, 537 nucleotides long. RefSeq lists its product as hypothetical. Bases 1 to 537 code for a protein of 178 amino acids. The transcript has a single exon. Lineage: Eukaryota; Euglenozoa; Kinetoplastea; Trypanosomatida; Trypanosomatidae. The record is from RefSeq and is a predicted model, not a curated record.
AUGGACCCGGCACUCGCGGUGAUGUCACCUUUCCAGCAUGAGGUGAAGGGCAUUGAUGGGAUGCUGGAGGACGCAGUGGAAGAGAUCACACAGCCCUCGUCGAUUGGCGCAGGUAGCAGCAACAACGGCGGGAACAACCGGACUGCUGCCACGGCCGACAGCGCCGCUGCAGAGCUUCCUGCAUCGGCGGCUCUUCCCGUGACGCGCUGCAGCUUCUGUGCCCACUCUGCCACUACCCGCUCCGUCCCAGAGGAUGGCCUAUACGUGUGCGCCAACUGUUUAGCUGCGCAGGGAAGCCGACCUCGUUUGUUCCCUCUUGGCACUUUCAAGUGCUGCCCCACCUCUACAGAGGCGGUGGAUGGUGAUGUGGUGCGGUGCGCCGGUUGCUACCGAUGGUACCAUGUGCACUGCGUAGGCAUCACGGAUAACGUGCUGCGCAACUAUGUGACUCUUUCGACCACUUCAUGGUACUGCCCGGAGCCGGCGUGCUGCGAUCGCGUGCUGCAGAGACAUUUGAAGAGGUCGACAAGGGAGUAG